AUGAGAAACCAAGAAAACUCCCUUGAGAGGGCAUUUACUAAGACCGUAACUUUUAACGACUAAAUCACUGAGCAUCUCAUUGAAGUUUAUCAUUAAGAUUACACAGCAUUCCAGACUUUCGAGGACUUUCUUUGCGAUGAAAUGAGCUUGGUUCUUGGAAGGAAGAGUAACUUUAUUAGCUUCUAAAAGAGAAGGCCCAUGACUCAGUAAGCAUUGUUCGCUUCAAAUAAGAUUUGUCACUCCUAGAGAGGAAAUGAAAGAGUGAGCUCCAGCUUCAAGGCGCCCUCAAAUUUAAGUCUUGGUUCUAUUGUGAACUAAAAUCAUAAGCCACAACUAACUCUCUCAAGACAGCUAACUUCAACAUCUACUGCAACUUGGGACAAGAAGCAGCAAUUGAAUUCAAGUCAAAUGAAUGCAGGGCUAAUGAAUAGGUAGAAUUGUGUUAAAGUAGAGUAAAAAACAAUCAAUACUGAGAGGGAAUAGUUGCCAUCCCAAAAAAUACUCACAAAGAGUUCUUACCUAACAGGAAAUUUAAAAAAGCCAGCCAAUAAUACUAAUAGAUAUCAGAUAGGCUCGAAUUAUGAGAAUUUGUUACCAGUUAGGAAGCAUAUUUAGGUAGCGAAGUAAAAAUAACCGAUUAGGACAUCAUUUAUUGAAACUUAAUAGACAGGCUAAAUGGCAUAUCCACAAAUCAAUUCAAAGCAAUAGUCAGCUUUUAUUAAAGUCCAAUAAAAUAUACAAAAUUACCCGAAAAGUUAGUCCUUCCUAAAGACUUCUUUCCUAAAUACGGAUCUUCUUGAGUUAAACAAGACAAAACCUUAGUCCAGAAAUACUAAUCUCAACAAUCUGAGAAGUUAGCAAAGUCCUAUAAGAAAAUAGACUUCAGUAUCAAGCAGAGUAAUUGGGGAUAUAAGAUAAAAGUAUCAGACUUCUCCAGCUAAAUCCAUGUUGAAAGAUACUCUAGAAUCAAUUCAAUCACCUGAAAGCCCAGUUUUACUUGAGAAAGCAUACUCUACAGUAGAGAAAACAAGUAUAAUUCAGCAAAGCAGAUUGCUAAAACGCCUCCAGGAAAGGAAAUCUUCUUUACAGUCAAUCAGAACUAAGAGUAGCAUGAAUCUAUCAAGCAGGAAUACCACUGCCACCUAUAAUCUUGAGUAAGGAUUGAGGGAAGUAAACAUGAGUAGAAAUACUCGUAUUUAAAUUGUAAAAACUGUCAGUGACAGCCAAGAAUAAAGUGUUUAUGUGGACACUAAUAUGGAAAUGUUUGAGACAAUAUGA
Messenger RNA from Stylonychia lemnae, 1278 nucleotides. Lineage: Eukaryota; Ciliophora; Spirotrichea; Sporadotrichida; Oxytrichidae. The record is from the annotation of a GenBank genome assembly.